AUGGAUUUUAGUACAGUAGUGAAUUAUGGUUCGAAUAAUCAUGGCGAAUCGGGCAAUGUUGAACAUUUAUUACGAACUUGUCAUCAUUUAAAAAAUAUUACUCAAUUUUACGGCAUCACUUAUGAUAAUGAAAGAUUUCCGAUUAUUUUGGACCAUACACUGAAUGAUUUUAAUGAAAAGAAAAUAUUGCGCCAUGUUGAUACAAUAUUUUUUUGUCACAAAGGUGAUUGGGAAGUAGGUGAUGAAAAUGGUGCCAUAAAUUAUAUAACCAGUAGGUUAUAUUAUCGAUUAUUAGCAGAUUAUCGUCGGCAGAUAAUAUCACCAAAAAAAUUAACAAUAUUGUUAAUAUUCGUACAAAUUGUAUCGAUGAGCUAUGUUGGUGAUUCAUGCGUUGCGGUUAUUGAAGGAAAAGCAGGUUUUAUUCCGCAUUUCAAGGUUGGAUUAUUUCAUAUGUCUGAUUUGGCACAAUUUGAAGCAUCAGAUCUUGUUAAAAAUUAUUUUCCAGAGCAAGAUUAUCAGUUUUUCCCAAUCGAUCAUUUAGCAUUAAAAAAUAAACGAUCCUGCAGACCGAGAAAAAUCGUAGAGAUUGAAAGUGAUUCAGAAAAAUAUUUAAAUUUUUCUGAAUGUGUAACAUUAACAACACCUGACUUUUAUUAUCAGUUGUGUUGUUGCGACGAAAAUUUUGAGAUUUGUGGCUCAUUAGAGGAUGAUUAUAAGGUUGAUCCAGGCAAAUCGAUAUCUUUAGCAAAAGAAUUUCUUGAUCAACCGGAUAAAUUGGCAGAAUAUGAAUUUGGCGAAAAUUCAGUAUACCGUAACUACCACAAUAAACCAAAAAUUGUUUGUGCUAUUGGAACGCUGAAGAUGAAUGAAACUUUGAGGGAAGAACGUUUAAUAGAUAAGGCAUUUCCUACUAAUGUUCGCUCAUGUCAGUCCAUUUAUUAUUACAAGAAAGGGAUUGGUGAAGAUUAUCAAAUGUAA
Messenger RNA from Loa loa (African eye worm), 978 nucleotides. RefSeq lists its product as hypothetical. Bases 1 to 978 code for a protein of 325 amino acids. Lineage: Eukaryota; Metazoa; Nematoda; Chromadorea; Rhabditida; Onchocercidae. The record is from RefSeq and is a predicted model, not a curated record. The transcript has 6 exons.